Molecule: messenger RNA, 12386 nt
Organism: Ailuropoda melanoleuca (giant panda)
Lineage: Eukaryota; Metazoa; Chordata; Mammalia; Carnivora; Ursidae
Gene: AMER1
Product: APC membrane recruitment protein 1
Exons: 2
Coding region: 312-3716 (1134 amino acids)
Biological process (GO): regulation of canonical Wnt signaling pathway
Cellular component (GO): plasma membrane
Molecular function (GO): beta-catenin binding; phosphatidylinositol-4,5-bisphosphate binding
Source: RefSeq, a predicted model, not a curated record
CCACCCUGUGGCAGCGGAGUCCUUGGGGAGGGGUAUGGGGGAGCUGCCCCAAGCCUGGGGAAGGGGACCCAGUGCAGGAGGUGACUGGAGCCGUGGCGGCGGCGGCGGCGGGAGGAGCAGUGGCGGCGAUCUCAGCCACAGCAGCCUAGGCUCGAGCCCCGGCCAGGGCGGCACAGCAGACAAUAACCGGGCUGGAAACUCGACCGGGCCGGACCCAACUGGGAUGCUUCCUGACUGAUGAUGUUAUAGCAGUGCUUGGAAGGCAGAAGGCUGCUUUUUCAGCUGAACAUACCUGAGUUGUCCCCAUCACCAUGGAGACUGGAAAGGAUGAAGCUUCUCAGGCCAAGGGAGCAGUAACCUCUAUAGACACCCAGGACCCAGGGGCAGAGAAAGGAGCCAAGAACAAGGCAGCUGAGAUAACAGAAGGGCCAGUGUCAGAGCCACCCUCAUCUGGCCCAGGUAGGCUGAGGAAAACUGCCAUGAAACUUUUUGGUGGCAAGAAGGGCAUCUGUACCCUGCCUAGUUUCUUUGGAGGGGGGCGAAGCAAAGGUUCUGGGAAAAGCAUCUCCAAGAAGGGUCUUAGCAAGAGCAAGACUCAUGAUGGCCUGCCUGAAGCAGCCUGUGGCCCUGAAGACAUUGUCAGUGAAGGAACCAGCUUUGCCUUACCCUUGCCUGAAUCACCCUGCCAACUUCCCAGUUCCCAGAGUGCCCAUGAGGUUUUAGAGACAGGCUCCAGAUGCAAGACAUCUGUGGCUGGAGCCACAGAGAAAGCUGGGGCUGUGAAGGCUCCCUCUGCACCCAAGCCAAAGAAAGGCCUGAAAGGCUUUUUCAGCAGUAUCCGCCGUCACCGCAAAAGCAAGGUCUCUAGGGCUGAACAAAGUGAGCUAGGGGCCAAGGGGCCUGAAGGGGCCAGAGCCAGGCCUCAUGAAUGUGUGAGCUCAGCCAUUCUGCCCCAUACUGAGGAUAUCCUCCAAGCCCCCAGAAAGGAAAAUGCCAAAUCCCAAGAUGCUCCUGGACCAAAAGUUUCUUUAGUACCAGAGCCUUCUCCAGCAGUCACUGAGAAGACAGGCUAUAAAGAUCCAGAAAAACCCAAGGAGGCCUAUGCCUCAACACUUCUGCAACUCAAGCCUGCCUCUGAGGUCAGUGGCCCAGAGGAACCCCACAGUCCAGAAACAGGACAGAAGGUGGUGGCGGAAGAGGUAAAUCCACCAGAUGGCCCUGUUGGGGACCAGCUAAGCCUCUUGUUUGGGGAUGUCACAUCCCUGAAAAGUUUUGACUCACUAACAGGUUGUGGUGACAUCAUAGCAGAGCAGGACAUGGACAGUAUGACAGACAGCAUGGCCUCUGGAGGCCAGAGGGCCAAUCGAGAUGGGACCAAGAGAAGUUCCUGCCUGGUGACCUACCAAGGAGGUGGGGAAGAAAUGGCCUUGCCGGAUGAUGAGGAGGAGGAAGAGGAGGAGGAGGAGGAGGAGGUGGAAUUAGAGGAGGAAGAAGAUGGUGUCAAGGAGGAAGAUUAUGACUUAGAAUAUCUGUGGGCAAGUGCCCACAUGUACCCAAGGUCCAAUCUGAAUUUGGGCUACCAUCCCAUCACAUCCCCAGGCCACCAUGGCUACAUGUUCCUUGACUCAGUUCGAUCUUAUCCUGGCUUAACCCCUGGGGACCUUUUGACUCCUCAGAGUGACCAGCAAGAGUCUGCCCCCAAUAGUGAUGAGGGUUAUUAUGACUCCGCAACACCUGGAUUUGAGGAUGAUUCAGGUGAGGCCUUGGGGCUUGUCCGCAGAAAUUGUCUGCCCCGAGACAGCUACAGCGGAGAUGCCCUGUAUGAGUUCUAUGAGCCAGAUGAUAAUCUUGAGACAUCCCCACCUGUAGAUGACUGUCUUUAUGACCUCCAUGGUCGCAGCUCUGCGAUAUUUGACCCCUUCUUGAACUUUGAGCCCUUUCCUUCCUCUCGGCCACCUGGGGCAAUGGAGACAGAGGAAGAACGGCUAGUGACCAUCCAGAAACAGUUGUUGUAUUGGGAGCUUCGGCGAGAGCAGCUUGAGGCCCAAGAGGCACAGGAAGCACGUGCCCGAGAGGCUUACACCAGGGAGGCCUAUGCCCAAGAAACUCAUGCCAGGGAGACCCAUGCCCGAGAAGCUCAUGUCAGAGAGGCCCAAGCCCGAGAGGCCUAUGCCAGGGAAGCCCAAGCCCGAGAGGCCCAUGCUCAAGAGGCUCAAGUCCGAGAGGUUCAGGACUGGCAGGAGAAGCCCGUCAUGGAAUAUCAGAUGAGGCCCUUAGGCCCAUCAGUGAUGGGCCUUGUAACAGGGGUGUCAGGGACCUCUCAGACUUCCCACCGGGGAACCACCUCAGCUUUCCCUGCCACUGCAAGCAGUGAGCCAGACUGGAGGGACUUCCGUCCUCUGGAGAAGCGUUUUGAGGGAAUCUGCUCUAAGAUAGAUCAAAGUACCUGUCUGAUGCAGCUCUUCCAAAGUGAUGCUAUGUUUGAGCCAGACAUGCAAGAAGCAAACUUUGGAGGAUCUCCAAGGAGGGCCUACCCUACUUAUUCACCCCCGGAGGAGCCAGAGGAAGAAGAGGUUGAGAAGGAAGGGAAUGCCACUGUGAGUUUCUCACAGGCCCUUGUGGAGUUCACCAGCAGUGGGAACCUCUUCUCCAGCAUGUCCUGCAGCUCUGACUCUGACUCGUCUUUCACUCAAAACCUCCCUGAACUGCCCCCUAUGGUGACCUUUGAUAUCGCUGAUGUGGAACGGGAUGGGGAAGGCAAGUGUGAAGAGAAUCCUGAGUUCCACAAUGACGAAGACCUUGCAGCCUCCUUGGAAGCUUUUGAGCUGGACUACUACCAGAAACACACAUUCAACAACUACCACAGCCGAUUCUACCAAGGUCUGCCCUGGGGUGUGAGCAGUCUCCCUCGCUACUUGGGACUGCCCGGCAUGCACCCUCGGCCUCCACCUGCUGCUAUGGCCCUCAAUAGAAGGAGUCGAUCCCUGGACACGGCGGAAACCUUGGAACUGGAGCUCUCCAAUUCCCACCUUCCCCAGGGAUACAUGGUGUCUGAUGAGCUUCAGGCUCAGCAGGAAGAUUCAAAUGAGGAAGAAGAAGAGGAGGAGGAAGAAUGGGGCCGAGACAGUCCUUUGUCCCUUUAUACUGAACCACCAGGGGCCUAUGACUGGCCUGCCUGGGCUCCCUGUCCUCUCCCAGUGGGGCCAGGCCCUGCCUGGAUAAGUCCCAGCCAGUUGGAUGUGUCUUCUGGCCAGUCUCCAUAUGGGCAGACAGCCUGUUGCAUACCUCCUGUGGCCAUGUCAAUGUUGCUGUCAGUACCAGGGCCAGAGCCAAGGGCACCUGGGAUAUCCAGGCCUCCGCUAUCUCGGCCUUCACACCUACCCCUGCCCAUGGUCCCUUGUUAUAACCUGCAGCCACAGGCCUCUCAGAAUGUGAGGGCCAAGCCUCAAGAUAUGCUGCUGCCUAUUGAUGAGCCCAGUUGCUCCUCCAGUUCUGGAGGCUUCAGCCCCAGUCCUCUGUCCCAGGCCAAGCCUGUGGGCAUCACUCAUGGCAUCCCUCAGCUGCCCAGAGUCCAGCCUGAGCCCCAGCAGCCUCAACCCAUUCACUACAGGGCUUCCAUCCUUGACAUGUCAAAGGAGAUGGCUGAGCAAGGUGCCUCUCUCCCCCUCCCCACCAGUUACUCCUCCACUGCUGUGAAUGGAAAGCUAGCUGAAUAGUCAUCAUCUAUUCUGGAGUGGGGGCAUGGGGCCUGAGCAUGUGAAUGGGGAUCAGGGGUUGGGCAGAGGGGUGGGGGGAUGGGUGUUGCUAUUUAACUUGAAAAUCCUUUUGACCAAGGAAAGCUUCUAUGAGUUUUUGCCUUUGUUUUCCCACUUCCCUCUUCUGCCAAUCUGUGGUCACAUUUGGCUUGAGUACAUCUGCCCCAGGAGGCUGCUGCUGCUCUGUUGCUCCAGCUUUUCCUUUUGGGGUUUCUUGCUACCCAUACAGGGUUUGGGAUGCUGUAAUUUUGUGCCUAUUCCAGUUACCCAGUUAGUGAUUAUAUAUAUAUAGCAUGCAUCCUUGACACAGGCUGAACCCUUAAUACCCCUGCCACCCCCCUACAUACAGUGAAUGAUGAACCACUGAUGAACAGCCAGGUCUGCACUGCUUCCCACUUGAGGAUGGGGGCUUGUUUGCUGUUAACAAUGUGAAAUAAUGGUACAGAUUCUCCCCACCCCCACCCCCUUCAGUCUUGGCAUAGCUGUCACCAUUACAUCAGAUGAUUAUAAUCUAUCCACCCCAGCUAGCUGUCCUUAGAGAGGAUCGAGUAGCAUGUGUCUCAUUGCCUAUUGCUGUGGACUUUGGCAUUAUAACCAGAUGGGGGCCUUUUAACCUGGUCUGCCAUAGCUUGGGUUAAAGACAAAAAUGCUGUCCCCUUAAUGGAGUGAUCAGAUUCAUUCAGUUGCAAACAGAAGACAAAAUACUGUUCUAUUGUAGAUACUGCCAUAAGGCUGGAGUUGUGGAAUGAUAGGAUUUUUUCCUUCUUCCUCUCUUAAGCUUGUGAUGUCUGAGUUACAGACACUUUUGAAUUUUUGUUUUACUCCAAAGGAAAUUUCAUAAUCUCAUCACAAGAAACGUAUUAUUUCAAUUGAGAUACAGGAAAAGAAGCGGCCUAAAUUAGGCUUGGCUAUAGGGGGUCAGGGUUUUUGUGGGUUGCAGGGGAAGGAUAGGAGAGGGAGGUCCAUUUGUCCCUGCUGGCAGGAGAGAAUUUUAGACAUUGCAGAGCUCAAGGUAACCCAGCUUCUUAGAAGAGAAAAUUGUUUCUCCCCCCAAAGCAAAAAAUUCCCUUAAUCCUUGCCCACCCCUUCAUUUGGAUGCUGUAAAGAGGCUCCAGAGGCACCAGGCUAGCACUCCCAAAAGACAGGACACCAAAGGCAUCUAGGCUGCUGUUCUGGUUCUCUAAAGAGCUUCCAUCUAAUUAGCUAAGUCCUUAGCAUCCAAAAAGGACCACCCUUCUUGAGAGGAAAGACUGUGACCUGUGCCCUUACUCUGCCAAGCUGCAGGAUUCUGAUUUGCAUGGCAGUUGCAGCCCUUUAUGGAGUGAAUGGUACACUCACUUCUCCAUCCACAGUUUUCAUGUUAAACUAGCUUGGAAAUACUGGUGAAGAAGAGUUGUUGUCAGGAAGACAUUGCAACAGUCUAAUCUAACCUGGCUCAACCUCUCAAUCACCAAUAAGAGAGGGUUCCUUUUUAAUUUCUUUAUUGGAAAUAGAAUAUGGAACAUUUUUUGCCUGGAUGUUUUGACCCAAAUUAUAAUCCUUGCUUCCCUGCCCCUGUCCCUUACCCCACUUAUCUCCAUGCCUGUUAAGAGAAGAGGUCAGCAGGGCUCUUGGAGACAGAGGCUAUUGGCCCCCUGAGUCAAGGGGGCAAACUUUAUGGUAAACUUCCCCUUGACCAGGGAAUGUAUUUGUGCUGGUUUUUAUCACCAUUUCUCAGAUUGGGGUUGGUAGUGCUUCUUCCCACAAAGAGCAAACCUGUCUGAUAAAAGCUUCACCCCUGGAAGUACCACAUGACUUUGUGUGGCACUAACACCGCUGUUCAAGGGAACCAGACAAACUCUCCAGGCUAAUUCUGUCUGCAUUGUGAAGAAAUACAUAAGUCAUGGAGUUGAAGAAAGAAAGCAUGAGGAAGGCUCUCCUUACCCCAAGCACAGCAUUCCUGGAGAGAAAUGCCCAAAUUCCAACCAUCUGGCCACUUACCAAAGCUGCCCUAGGAGGGUGGGGCUGAAAUAGUCCUGGCUGUUUGGCAGGAAGUAAACACCAAAUGCCUUUACAACAAGGGAAACCCGACUACUUGCCUCCUCUCUCUCUGCUUGUCCUUCAGGGCAGUUCAAGCUCCUAUCUGUAUGUAAACUGUGCCAGCCACAGCAGGUAGUAGAGCCAUCACCAGCUUCCAGACCCUGCUGGGCCUCCAGCCUAUCUGAGAAGAGAAAAAGUAGAUGGUUAGACUUUGGCCAAAGGCAGAAGUCUGCUCUCAGUGAGAAGAGGGCAGUAAGAGAGGUGCUGAGGGGAAUACGCCUCUGAGGGGAAUAGUCAUCGAUCAUCCUGACACACUUUGCUGGGCUUUGGAAGGUCAAAUACAGAGUAGGGCCUAGAACUGAGCAACGUCUCAUGGUUUGGACAACAUUGCUGCCUGCAAGUUCUUUCAAUAUCCUUUCCAGCCCAAGGACAAGAUCCUUACCACCAGAAGUGGGACAGUCAGGGUGCAUGGCUAUAGAAGCAGGCUCCUUUGACUCUCACUCUAUAUCCAAGCAGUUCAUGGCCAAAUCCCAGCUGCAGCCUAGAAGAGGAAGGAAGAUCUAGCCGGGGACAUGUGGUUGAUGGUAGCACAGGCUGACACUGGGAGAGCCAACAAACCUCCAGGCCUCUCCCCAAAGAUAGCCAGUGCUUGCUUGGCUGGUGUUGAUGUCAAGCCCACAUAUCUUAGGCUGUGACCAGAUGAACACCAUGUCUACAUUGUGAGGUCCUGUGAUAAUGCUUCUGGAUGUGAUUUCAAAGGAAGAUACGACUUGAAAGGAGAUGUCUGCUGUCAUCUUUCUACCCAGCAGGCUUAUAUAGUGCCAGACAGCUCUGAUCCUGGGAAUUCUCAGAUGAGACCAGUCUGUGGGGAUCCAGUGACUGUGGAUAAAGAAGGCCAACUAGCAGCCUUCUUUCAGGGCUGCCAGUUUCUCAGUGCUUUAGCAGCUUCAAGGAAGCCCUGCUUUGGGGCACUCAGCUUGGGCACCUAUCCGUAAGCCUCCUGGGCCAAAGGCUUUGGUCAACACUAGUCUCUUCCUUCUUAAUGCUGUACCAAGCAGGGAAGUAGCUUCCUACACCCAAGGUGUAUUCCUCUCAUUCUGUUGCCAGCAACUUUCCCACCCUUGCCAGUGCCACCACCCCACCCACCCUCAGCCCCUGGGCCCAAUUGCUAGAGGGAGGCAUGGGGGAUUUAGCAGGGAGACUUCAAGUUUACCCACGUGUAUGUUACAUCCAAGUUGUUUUUAAUAUAUAUAUAUACAUAUAUAUAUAUAUCAAAAGUCAAUUAUCUAUUUUUGUAUUGUUUGCAUUUUAUAUUCAUGGAAAACAAUGUUUAUCAAUUGUUCUUUUCUGAUAUAUUUUAUUUUUAAGUGGUGCUGUUUACAGUUUUAAACAAAACAAAGUUGACACAAAAAUUGCUGCUGCUUGUGCAGAGGGCUGGCAUCUCAACUGCCUAGGGUCCUCCCUCUUUCCCCCCUCCUUAUCCCAAUGUAUCUCACUGUUCAUCCCUUCCCUCCAUGAUAGGGACAGCAAAAGAUGCCCAGGUACUAUGACAAAUGCCAGGUGAUUCAGGCAUAGAGAACCUGGUAGAUAGCAUGUUGUUUAUGGCUUUACUUUUUCUUUUGGGCCUUGCCCCUUCCCUACGUGUAGACCUUCUGGAAGUACCCAUCUCUCCUCUCUCUCUCUCUCUCCUUUUUAUGUUUUGUGCUUUCAUUUUGAAAUAAGUCCCCAUGUUGUGCUAUUUGUCAUGUUGAGUUUCUCCAAGGGAGCAUUUUGGGGACACUCUCCACCCAGUGGGGGAGGACAUGGAGUUUCUAUCAUGCCCUUUUCUCCUAAGACACUGAGGAGACAGAUAACAGUGAUGCUUCAACCACCAUGAAUUAAUUGGCCAUCUCAUUGGGGAAACCCUUGCAUGGGCCUUUCCAAGAACUCAGUUGACAUUUGCCCAGGAGAGAUGUUGGAGAACUCCUUGACCCCUCUUGCUGCUUUGGGGGUAUCUCUCCCCCUACCACAAUUUCCCCUUCCUUGUUCUGCUCCCAUUCACAUACAAAUGGUAUUAUGGGGGGACCAGUGACUCUCACGGUAAUGGCUUGCUGGCCUGAUUCCCAAUUUUCUGUCCUACAGUCACUCCAAAGAAGAAAAUCCACAUGGCAUGUAUAUGUGUGAGGGUUGGGCCUACUAAGAGGCAGGGCUUUAAUUAUUAUUCUUAUUACUAUUGGUGCUUAUUUUCCCUGCUGUAUAUGGGGCGCGGAUGGAGAAGAAACCAGGAAUGUAUAUUUAGAUCAUAUUAAAUAAAAUGGCUGGAGGAACAGAGGGAAGAAAUUGGUAACUGCAGCACAUACUCACCCCAGGUGUUAAGAGUUUUUUCUCUCCCAGUGUAAAAUGGGGAGCAUGGUCCCGGGAUGUGCCCUAGCUUCCCCUUCCUUAUCUCUGAGUCAUCACAUAAUUGUCUGGAUUAUGACCUCUCCAAUUCUAGCUCUCACUGACACCUGGAUAACUUGAUGCACUGCCUAUUUGUUACAACAUAUAUUUCUUUUGCUGAAUGCUAAUAAACUGGGUUCAAGAAGGACCUCUCCCCCUGUCACAAAAGUGCAUUCUUGUGGUUUGUUCCACAGCAGCAUGCCUGUGACCAUGGUUAUUGGGUUUGCCCUUGAAGGGAAAUGGAGAAAGCAAGGAGAUUGGCGGGGGGUGGGGGGGUCAUUCAUUGGAGAAACAGAGCCAGAGCUGAAAGUAAAGUAGAGGAAACUUCAGUUCUUCAUCCAAAUCUUGCCCUGGAUCUGUCUGAUGCCGUGUUGGUAAACUCUCCAUCACACUUUUCACAUUUUGAGAACUGCCAGGGGCUGGUUAGCCUUCUAAAAUUAGCCUCAGUUCGUGCAAGUGUGCUGGCAUCCUCACCAGCCAGGGGGCAGAGUUAUGGACCUCCUACUGAUGGCUCCAUCUAAGGGAUAAUACUAAUGGUGGGACUCUCCAGCUAAGCUGCAGGAAUGACAUUCUUCACCCAGGUAUAUGGGCAGAGAUGUUUCCUGGGCAGCUGUCUGUUACACCUAUUCAGCUGUGGGGUUGAGGGGGAAGCAUGUGUUUUACCCCUGGCUCCUGAUAAUCAGCAAGGACUUGUAACACCUGCUAGUGGAUUCCCUUGAGUUCUUUUGCCAUGCCCAAGCCAGAAGGCCUGAAAUUGUAUCUGUUUGAAACCGCUAUAGACUGUAGAUAAUGCUGCCACAGACACAUAGGAAAACUCCCUGGGGUCCCUUCCAGAUUAGCAAAGAAGUUUGGUGGCCCCCAGUACCUCAUGAAUCAAGCAAAGCAAAAUAAAAACAAUUAAGUUUUUAAGUCAGAGAGAGAAGAGAGAAGCUCCUGGUAGGGGAGUUAAUAAUUCAUAGAUGUUGAAUUGUCUGCCAGGUACUGCUCAUAGAAGGAAGAGGGUCAUGGUUGCUCAGAAGGCUUUUGGAGCAAGACCUUCUAGGAAGAUCUUAUUACAUCCAUUGGAAAUUCAAGGGGUUGUGUGGUAUGGGAGACCUAGAUUUCUGCCCUAAUUUUUAACCCUCAUUAAUCAGCUGGGCUUGGGAAAAUCCCUUCUUCUAAGUUUCAGUUUCUCCAUCAAUAAUAUAUGGGUGCAUUGGGCAUAGAUUUGACUAGACUAGUUUCCAUAUGCAAGUCAGAAGACUGGGCUACCACAGAGUAACCCAUGGAACUUUUUCAACUGCCUAAAUCCAGCACUCCCCACCCCUUUCUGACUCAGUUGGCCUGUAGUGGAGUUCUUUUCUGUGGUGUGGAUCCCACAUAACUUGUGCAUUGUACCUGCUGUAAAGAUGAGUGGUAAGAGCUCCUCCUGUUCUGCUGUGACUGAUGGCUGCUUUCACUGUGACCCCCUGGGGAUUCCUUUGUAAUACUGGAAGGGGAUGCUGGUGGAAGAGGAAACAUCCUAAGACCUUCCUUAGAUCACCAAGGAAACCACCUUGGUCAGCUCCCAUGCUGUUCUCUGGUCUGCUUAAGGACUGGGGUUAUGCCUUUGUUCCCAGCAUCUGUUUAGAGCAGAUGUAAACACAACAGGUAAGAUACCUUUGUACAAAUCUUUUGGAGGAUGCUGUGGGUAAGCUUCUAGCUCCCCACUGCCCCUACCCUCACUGGGCUCUGGGCCUUAUGGACCAUGUUCUUUCUCUGGAUAAUUCCUACACUUUAGCUGGGCUGCAUGGCUUCUGAGAUCCAGACCUGGCCAAUAAAAGCAAGCGACCUGAGGGUAGCACUUUCUAGUCUACAAUCUCUUUCCAUCUCCAUUACCUUUUAAAAGUCCCCUGGAGCAGGUGGGUAGAGCAGAUGAUCUCAUCCCCACUUUACAGAGGUGGAAAGGAGCCAUGUAAAAGUGAAAUGACUUGCUUGUGGUAAUACAGAACAUUGACUGUAAGUCAAGGAGAGAAAGAGAGUGGGCAGGUAGGGGUGGAAGAUGUGGUGUAGGAGAAAGAUUACUACUAAUAAUUCCUCAAUCCUUGAAUGAAUAAUGUCAUUGAUAUGUGCAUGCACUAGACACUUUAACCACAUUAUCUUGUGUAAUCCUUACCUUAACUCUAUGAGGUUAGCACUAUUGUUAUGUACAUUUUAAGAUGAGGAAACUGAGCCUCAGAAAGAUUAAGACCCUUGCCAAAGUUCACACAAACAAAUAAGUGGACUCCAAAUCUCCUGCAUUUUUCUAUCAGGCUUGUAGUGAAGCUUCUGGUUAGUUGCACAUUAGGGAUGCUAAGGGUGAAUUGAGCAAUGACCCCAGCAGCAGGCCCUACUCCUGAAACUGAAAGGGAACUCUGGCUGCCUCCUUAUUACACUGGGCCCAACCCAGUCUCCCAGCUCCAAGCCCAGAGAAGAGGCCCUUGUUAGCCCAGGGAGGGACUCCCUUCCCCCACUCCUACCCCUCAGCCUUGGAUCUCUGGGAAUUGUUCCCAGAAAGGUAGGCCCACUUAAAGCUGCUAAUAAGUGGCCUGGGAAACAUGAUGAAUAGCAGAGUGAGUCAAUAAACAUGAGCACUUAGAUGCCUGGAGAAUGGGCCUGCCACCGCUCAGACCAUCAAUUGGAGCACUGCCUCAUGAAGAGGUACUUAAUUGUAAAUCGCUUAAUAGCCACAGUGGGAAAAAGCCUUAUUCUCUGAGAAUAACUGCUGUCUGAUGGGCUCUUGAAGGCUGCUCUCCUCUGCUCCUUCAGUUUCUUUCCUGCUUUUCCACUUUCUCUCUCUGGAUGCCUGAGCACAUUUUUCAUGUUGCUCACCCAGUACAUGGAGCAUCUAACGAGGUUUCCUAAGAGCUCCUAGGCAGCCCCCACUGCUAACAGGAAGUGGAUGCUCUGCCUGGCCACAAAUGCCAUGAUUAAAAUUAAUGUUAUGUUCUUCAAGUAAACAAAAAUGUAAUGGGCAUCUAUCUCUGUCCACAAACUCAGAUGUGGGUAGUCCUUUGUUUUGUUUUGUAACUAAAUUAUGACUUCAAACUCCCCAUCCUAACAGGGAAGCAAAAAAUUCCGUGUCAGUGAUGACUGGGGGCCCCUUCAAGGGUGGCACUGGAAUUCAGGGGACACUUGUGGUUCACAGAAAUUAGGGCAAUGGCAACUAAUCUUUAACCUAUUCCAAUCACCACUGACACCCUCGUUUUCCAUCUCCUCCCCAUCUUUAAGGAUCUGCACUCAAGCAGUGCUUGAGUUCCUACUGCCUCAGAAUCAGGAACACUUCUUUUCUAGGUGGGGCUGGGAGAGAUAGGGAUUUCUCUUAUCUUUUUUUUCUCUUUGGGCUUUCCAGUGCCUCUUCCUUUAUGACAGUAUAUAAUUAAUGGGAUUUUCAAGCUUUCAUAAGAGAAUGAUUGAUUUGGUCGAUUCAGUCUGCUUCUGCUUUCUACACUGUGAAAUCCCUCUUGCAAGAGUUCUGUCAAGGGCCUGGUUUCCUCCAAGGAGAGGGGGAAUGGGAAGUGAGUACAUAGAAGGACAACAGACACAAACAAAUGUGAAUAUUUCUAGAAAUCACAAAAUACUGCCUUAUUGAAAAAAAAAUUCAUUGUCCUAAAAUUCAGGACACCAUAUUAGUCCCUGCUUUGUCUACAACUGAUGGAAAUUUGGAUGAUUUCUCAGAGCCUCAGUUUAUUCAUCUGUAGAUUAGGAGGCUGGAGAACAUAGAAUCUCAAGCUGCAGUCCUUUUCUUACCCUUCCCCUUUUGAUGCUUAAAUUCUUCUUACACCAUCUGUCCUUUUCCUGCUCGCCUCCACAGGCAUAGAUUCUUGGGGCAGUUUUAAUGCCCAAGAUGUGCCUUCUUUUUAAAAUUAAUUUUUCUUUAUUUGAUUAUAGUUGACCCACAAUGUUAUAUUGGUUUCAGGAGUACACAUAGCAAUCCAACAUCUUUAUAUGUUAUGCUAUGCUCACCAAAAGUGUAACUACCAACUGUUGCCAUACCACACUAUUCACAAUAUCAUUGACUAUAUUCCCUAUGCUGUACUUUUAUUCCCAUGCCUCAUUUAUUCCAUACUGGAAGCCUCCCACUCCUCUUCACCCAUUUUACCCAUUCUCCUACCCCCUUUCCCUCUGGCAACUACCAGUUUUUUCUCUAUAUUUACAGGUCUGAUUCUGUUUUUUGUUUUUUAACUAAUUUGUUUU